Messenger RNA from Solanum tuberosum (potato), 2115 nucleotides. RefSeq names its product external alternative NAD(P)H-ubiquinone oxidoreductase B2, mitochondrial. The record is from RefSeq and is a predicted model, not a curated record. The transcript has 11 exons. Gene Ontology annotation, cellular component: mitochondrion. The coding region runs from base 361 to 2115 and encodes 584 amino acids. Gene Ontology annotation, molecular function: NADH dehydrogenase activity; calcium ion binding. Lineage: Eukaryota; Viridiplantae; Streptophyta; Magnoliopsida; Solanales; Solanaceae.
AAUCGUGGGGGAAGGACGGAAGGUCCAAGUUGUAACGUGCUGACUUUUGACGGAGACAACAGAGCAAAAAUGCGCUUAACCUUCCAAAAUACAUGUGUCUAAUUCUUGGGCGACACGUUAAGCAAAGACCAGCGCUGCUCUAAGCUGGAAAGUAUUAGAACUUUCAUGACUCAUUUUAACUCUUCACAUUCCCAUUUCUUAGGGGAAAAAAAGCCUUGACCACAUUUCCACGUUCCCUUCUUCUCAUUGAUUCUUCUCCAUCUUCAUAUUCUCUUUCAACAACUCACACCACGUUCGCAACAGCAAAUCUCUCAGGUGAAGAGAAGGUUGCUAGGUGAGAUCGCGUAAGUUGAACGCAAAAUGCAGAGAGUAACGGUGAUUGAAAGAUUUUCUAAAACUUUCCGUGAUAAUCCUUCCUUUUCUAAGCUGCUCAUUGUUUUCACUGUCAGUGGUGGAGGUCUUGUGGCAUACUCUGAGGCAGGAAAAUCGAAUGACAAUUCAAAUGCUGGAGAAUUGGUUGAGGCCAACAACAGAAAAAAGAAAGUUGUUGUCCUUGGAACUGGUUGGGCUGGAACCAGUUUCUUGAAGAAUCUGAAGGAUCCUUCAUAUGAUGUCCAAGUGAUAUCUCCAAGAAAUUACUUUGCAUUCACCCCUUUGCUUCCAAGUGUUACAUGUGGCACAGUGGAAAGUCGCAGUGUUGUUGAACCAAUUCGCAACAUUAUCAGAAAGAGAUAUGCAGAGGCCUAUUACUGGGAAGCUGAAUGUAUCAAAAUUGAUCCAGAAAACAAGAAGGUAUAUUGUCGAUCAAAUCUAAGCACCAACGGGAAUGGGAAGGAAGAGUUUGCUGUAGAUUAUGACUAUCUUGUCAUUGCCACUGGAGCCCGAGUAAAUACAUUCAACAUUCCUGGUGUUGAAGAGAACACUUUCUUUUUGAAGGAAGUAGAAGAUGCUCAAAAGAUCCGUAGAACUGUUAUUGACUGUUUUGAGAAAGCAAGUCUGCCUACCCUCAGUGACGAGGAGAGAAAGAGGCUUCUUCACUUUGUUAUUGUUGGUGGUGGACCAACUGGUGUGGAGUUUGCGGCGCAGCUUCAUGACUUUGUCAAUGAAGAUAUAGUUAGGCUGUACCCUAAGGUCAAAGAUCUGGUGAAGAUAACACUUCUUGAGGCAACAGAUCAUAUUUUGAACAUGUUUGACAAAAGAAUUACUGCUUUUGCUGAAGAAAAAUUCCACAGAGAUGGUAUUGAUGUGAAAACAGGGUCAAUGGUUGUGAAGGUAGGAGAAAAAGAAAUUUCUACUAAGGAUGUUAAGCGUGGAGAAAUAACUUCUAUGCCUUACGGAAUGGCUGUCUGGUCUACUGGUAUUGGAACUCGUCCAGUAAUUAUGGAGUUUAUGAAGCACAUUGGUCAGGGAAACAGACGAGUGUUAGCAACUGAUGAGUGGCUGCGUGUCGAGGGACAGGAGAACGUAUAUGCACUUGGUGACUGUGCAACAAUCAACCAGCGCAAAGUCAUGGAAGAUAUUGCUGCCAUAUUUCAAAAGGCAGACAAAGAUAACUCUGGAACACUUACAGUCAAAGAAUUUCAGGAAGUCCUUAAUGACAUAUGUGAAAGAUACCCGCAGGUGGAGCUUUACUUGAAAAAUAAAAAAAUGAGUAAUCUUGUCGAUCUCUUGAAAGAAUCAAAAGGCAAUGGUGUUAAAGAAUCAAUUGAGGUGGACAUUGAAGAAUUUAAAUCUGCUCUGUCCCAAGUGGAUACUGAUAUGAAGAAUCUUCCAGCAACAGCUCAGGUUGCAUCUCAGCAAGGUGUCUACUUAGCUAAAUGCUUUAAUCGUAUGGAGGAAUGUGAAAAAAAUCCGGAAGGUCCUCUUCGGUUUAGAGGAGAAGGCCGCCAUCGCUUUCACCCAUUCAGGUACCGACAUUUGGGACAGUUUGCACCUUUGGGAGGAGAGCAAACAGCAGCACAACUUCCAGGAGAUUGGGUUUCAAUUGGUCAUAGCAGUCAGUGGCUCUGGUAUUCUGUGUAUGCUAGCAAACAAGUCAGUUGGCGUACAAGGGCAUUGGUUGUCUCUGACUGGGUAAGACGGUUCAUAUUUGGAAGAGACUCAAGCCAGAUUUAA